UACUUAGCCAUGCAAAUUUUCGCAAAAACCCUAAAGGGUAAGACCAUCACGCUUGAGGUCGAGCUUUCUGAUACCAUUGAGCAUGUCAAGGCUAAAAUUCAAGAUAAAGAAGGAAUUCCACCAGAUCAACAGCGGUUAAUUUUCGCUGGGAAGCAACUGGAAGAUGAUCGCACAUAUUCAGAAGGAGUCUACCUUACAUUCAGUAUGAUACUCCGGCUUAGGGGUGGUGCGAAGAAACGCAAGGAGAAGAACUACUCAACCCUAAAGAAGAUUAAACAUAAGAGGAAGGAUGUUAAGUUGGAGGUUUAAAAUUAUUAUAAGGUCGACUAGAACGGACAAAUACAUCGUCUCCGUCGAGCAUGCCCAGGUGAAAACUGUGGGGCUGGUGUUUUUAUGGCCGCUCAUGAAGAUUGGCAUUAUUGUGGAAAAUGCCAAUUAACUUUCGUUUUUUUUUUUUCAAAACCAGGUGUCGAAUACUCCUUGUAG
Messenger RNA from Anastrepha obliqua, 486 nucleotides. RefSeq names its product ubiquitin-40S ribosomal protein S27a-like. Gene Ontology annotation, biological process: modification-dependent protein catabolic process; translation; protein ubiquitination. Gene Ontology annotation, cellular component: ribosome; cytoplasm; nucleus. Gene Ontology annotation, molecular function: protein tag activity; structural constituent of ribosome; ubiquitin protein ligase binding. Lineage: Eukaryota; Metazoa; Arthropoda; Insecta; Diptera; Tephritidae. The record is from RefSeq and is a predicted model, not a curated record. The transcript has a single exon.